AUGGCGCGUGCAGAGGGCAGCAGGGCGCACGGGGCGCACAGGGCAGCAGGGCGCACAGGGCAGCAGGGCAGCAGGGUGCGCGGGGCGCACAGGGCUGCAGGGCGCGCGGGGCGCACAGGGCAGCAGGGCAGCAGGGCGCACAGGGCUGCAGGGCAGCAGGGCGCGCGGGGCAAACAGGGCAGCAGGGCGCACAGGGCUGCAGGGCAGCAGGGCGCACAGGGCUGCAGGGCAGCAGGGCGCGCGGAGCGCGCAGGGCUGCAGUGCGCCCAGGGCGUGCAGGGCAGCAGGACAGCAGGGCGCACAGGGCGUGCAGGGCUGCAGGGCGCACGGGGCGCAGCAGGACUGCAGGGCGCGUGGGGCGCGCAGGGCAGCAGCAAGGGCUGUAGCGGCAACAGCAAGGGCUGUAGCGGCAGCAGCAGGGCAGCAGGGCGCACAGGGCUGCAGGGCAGCAGGGCGCGCGGGGCGCGCAGGGCUGCAGGGCGCGCGGGGCGCACAGGGCUGCAGGGCGUGCGGGGCGCACAGGGCAGCAGGGCAGCAGGGCGCACAGUGCUGCAGGGCAGCAGGGCGCGCGGGGCAAACAGGGCAGCAGGGCGCACAGGGCUGCAGGGCAGCAGGGCGCACAGGGCUGCACGGCAGCAGGGCGCGCGGGGCGCGCAGGGCUGCAGUGCGCACAGAGCGUGCAGGGCAGCAGGACAGCAGGGCGCGCAGGGUGCGAAGGGCUGCAGGGCGCGCGGGGCGCACAGGGAAGCAGGGCAGCAGGGCGCGCGGGGCGCAGCAGGGCUGCAGGGCGCGCGGGGCGCGCAGGGCAGCAGCAAGGGCUGUAGCGGCAGCAGCAGGGCAGCAGGGCGCGCGGGGCGUGCAGGGCUGCAGUGCGCGCAGGGCACGCAGGGCAGCAGGACAGCAGGGCGCGCAGGGCUGGGGGAGGGGGGGGGGGGUGGGGGGGGGGGGCUGAUGCUGCAACUCCCCUCCCCCCCACUGCUGCUGCAGAUCCCCUCCCCCCCACUGCUGCACCCGCAGCAGGGGGAUGGAGGAGAAAUCCCCUCCCCCCCACUGCUGCACCCGCAGCAGGGGUGGAGGAGAAAGGGGGGGGGGGGGGGGGCGGGGGGGGCUGGUGCUGCAGAUCCCCUCCUGCCUCCCUCUGAACCUCCAAGCUCCCCCCCCCUCCCAACACAGGGUGCGGCAGGGAGAGAGAGAGGAGAAAAGGGCGGGGGGGGGGGGGGGGGGGCGGUGCAGGAGCCGCUCGGGCGACAGCAGGAUGCGCCACACCCGCCACCCCCAUACCCUCCCCCCCACUGCUGCACCCGCAGCAGAGAGAUGGAGGAGAAGGGGUGGGGGGGCGGGGGGGGGGGCUGGUGCUGCAGGUCCCCUCCCCCCACUGCCGCAUCCGCAGCAGGGGGAGAUAGGAGAAGGGGGGGGGGGGGGCUGGUGCUGCAGAUCCCCUCCCCCCCCACUGCUGCACCCGCAGCAGGGGGGAGGGCACCGGGGCCGCGGUUAGGGGCGGCAGGUCGCGAGGGGCCAUGGCUAGGGGUGACGGGGCCAUGGCUAGGAACGGGGCCGGGUGCUAGGCAGGUACGGGGCCGGGCGCUGGGCAGGUACGGGGCCGGGCUCUGGGCAGGUACGGGGCCGGGCGCUGGGCAGGUACGGGGCCGGGCGCUGCGCAGGUACGGGGCCGGGCGCUGGGCAGGUACGGGGCCGGGCGCUGCGCAGGUACGGGGCCGGGCGCUGGGCAGGUACGGGGCCGGGCGCUGGGCAGGUACGGGGCCGGGCUCUGGGCAGGUACGGGGGCCGGGCGUUGGGCAGGUACGGGCCGGGCGCGGGCUAGGUACGGGGCCGGGCGCGGGCUAG
Closterium sp. Naga37s-1 is the source of this 1845-nucleotide messenger RNA. Lineage: Eukaryota; Viridiplantae; Streptophyta; Zygnematophyceae; Desmidiales; Closteriaceae. The record is from the annotation of a GenBank genome assembly.